CACCGUACAUUGAAAAUUGUAUCGUUAUAUAUUGCAACAAGCAUGAGAUCCAUAAUUUUAUGAUUUCUUGAACCUGCCCUUCCAGUUUCCUUCCUUCCCAGUGUUUUGUUGUCUUUUGUGGCUUUCGUAGCAGCAGCACAAAAACGAAAGUAGAUCUAGGCCACGGGCCAAAGCUCAGUCCAAAGUGCAGAUUUACGAAUCGAGACGUGUUAUGAUAUUGAGAAUGUUAUAUAUAAUACUCAGACUCAGGAUGAUGUCCACUAAGUCCACUGCAGUGAUGCGGCUUGUUCCUGUUCGUACGUUGUCUAGCAUGGCUAAGGAACCCAAAAAACUGGAAACAAAGACAAGCACCUUUGAAUUAUCAGAUAGGCAUCAGCUGCAUGUUGCCAAGUCUCGGGAAUCAUGGCAGUGGAAGACAGAUCCCACCAAAGUCUUAGUGCUGUUUUUUCCAUGGUUGGGAUCCAAAGAAAAGCAUGUGCAGAAGUACCGAGAUUUGUACCUGUCUAGGGGACUUGAUGUUCUUACUGUCAAGUCUGUUGUGUCUGACUUUCUGUGGCCGCCCAAAGCACAGAAAUUUGGCAAGCAAACAAUGGAGGUUCUAGCAGAGCACUGCAACAACUAUGAACAUUUCCUUCUCCAUACCAUGUCAGUUGGAGCCUACAACAUGACCGUCUUGAGAAUGUUGGCUGCAGGAGAGAAUGACCCCAGUGGCAUUUUGCGGAGGUGCAGAGGACUCAUUUAUGACAGUAUUGUGGGUGGUUCUGGCAAAGGUGGGGUAGUCCAAGGUAGUGAUGCAGCUGAAGUUGAUAAAAAACCAGUCCAUGCCACAAACAGAAUGCUCCAUGGGAUCGCUGUAUCUGCCAGUAAAAAUAGAGUUGUGCAACUAACAAUUAAAGGCGUUGGGAAAAUGUAUUUGUUCUUUACCAAAAAGAAUACAGUAGCCUUUUAUGAUAAAUCUCUGACUGUUGUUAGGGAUGAGCCUUUACCGGUUCCGACGUUGAUGUACGCGUCAAGAAAUGACCCAAUGGUCGAUGCGUAUGUUGUUGAGCAGCUUGCACAUAUUUGGAGAACAAGUAAGGGUGUACCUGUUGAAGUGAAGCUUUGGGAUGUCUCAGGCCAUGCACAGCACCUGGUGAAACACACAGAGGAGUACGUGGAAACUUUGGACAAGUUCUUAUCUGAUAUUUUUAGUGAAAGUUUGCCUUCUCUACCUGGUGCAUCAAAACUGUAAACAAUGAUGUCAAAAAAUAUCUCGUCUCAAAUAAUUUCUUUGAAGCAAAGAUAUUUCGUCGUAGAUUACUGUGUUCAAUUCAACAUCUCAAUGAGAUCGCAAGCAAAUUUUCAGUUUUACUCAUACUGAGAAUAGCCAAGUGAUGUACAUAGUCUGUCUCCCCGCCCCCUUUCAAGGUGCAUUAGAUUCAUAGAAAAAAAAUAACAUUGCUCAAUAGUUAUUACUUGUGUCUGCCAGCUUCUACCCAAAUUUUGUUUUUAUGUUCCAAGUUAUAGGUUUACAGAUGACGUUCUUAAUUGUGAUGUUUACCCAGAAAGAAAUCAUUUUCUUUAAUUUACCUUUGAAAUUAUAAAAAAAUUGUAUACACUUUGCGCCGUCCAACUAUCUUGCCCAUUGAAUGGAAGGUUACAGUAGGUUUUUUUUAUUUU
Messenger RNA from Aplysia californica (California sea hare), 1659 nucleotides. RefSeq lists its product as uncharacterized. The transcript has 3 exons. The record is from RefSeq and is a predicted model, not a curated record. Gene Ontology annotation, molecular function: serine hydrolase activity. Bases 212 to 1231 code for a protein of 339 amino acids. Lineage: Eukaryota; Metazoa; Mollusca; Gastropoda; Aplysiida; Aplysiidae.